AAGCAAAACUGUCAAAACGCCGAUUGAAAAAUAAACAGCUCGCUCCAUGUGCUUCAAGAGUUUAGAUUUCAAAGUUGUAAAAUUUUCUAAUUAAUCGAACAGAUUUUGUUAAAAUAAUCAAACUGUGAUGGCACGUCGCCCGGAGCAUCUCGCUCCACCGGAGAUUUUCUACAACGAAGAUGAAGCGCAAAAGUACACAAACAACACCCGAAUCAUCGAGAUCCAGGUACAGAUGUGCGAGCGGGCCAUCGAGCUGCUGGCGCUGGGCGAGGACGAACCGCACAUGAUCCUGGACAUUGGCUGCGGGUCGGGCCUGUCGGGAAGCGUGCUGGAGGACCAGGGCCACGCCUGGAUCGGAAUCGACAUCGCCAAGGCCAUGUUGGACGUGGCGGUGGAGCGCGAGGUCGAGGGGGAUCUGGUGCUGGGGGACAUGGGCCAGGGCAUGCCGUUCAAGGCGGGCACAUUCGACGGGGCGGUUUCGAUUUCCGCCCUGCAGUGGCUGUGCAACGCGGACAAAAAGUCGCACGUGCCCUCGAAGCGACUCUAUCAGUUCUUCAGCACGCUGUUUUCCUGUUUGACGCGCAACGCCCGGGCCGUGUUCCAGUUCUAUCCGGAAAACGCCGACCAAAUCGAACUUAUUACGUCCCAAGCGAUGAAGGCCGGUUUCUACGGCGGUCUCGUCGUGGACUAUCCCAACUCGGCCAAGGCGAAGAAGUACUUCCUGGUGCUGAUGACGGGCGGGAUGGUGAAGCUGCCGGCGGCGCUCGGAACCGAGGCCGACUCGGGCCAGAUUCCGUACAGCCGGAAGCGCGAGCUGGCGAAUAAUGCCCGCGGGAGGCCGCUUAAAAAGUCCCGCGAGUGGGUCCAGGCGAAGAAAGAGCGGCGGCGGCAGCAGGGCAACGACACGCGCUCCGACUCCAAGUACACGGCGCGGAAGCGAAGUGGGCGGUUUUGAGGUGAGGGGCGAGUUGUUUGUUAUUGUAUAAAGAUGCUACGGCUGUAGCAAACACGAAGCGGA
This is a messenger RNA of Culex quinquefasciatus (southern house mosquito), 1018 nucleotides long. RefSeq names its product probable 18S rRNA (guanine-N(7))-methyltransferase. Bases 128 to 955 code for a protein of 275 amino acids. Gene Ontology annotation, biological process: rRNA (guanine-N7)-methylation. NCBI's taxonomy places the organism in Eukaryota, Metazoa, Arthropoda, Insecta, Diptera, Culicidae. The transcript has 3 exons. Gene Ontology annotation, molecular function: rRNA (guanine) methyltransferase activity. Gene Ontology annotation, cellular component: nucleolus. The record is from RefSeq and is a predicted model, not a curated record.